This is a messenger RNA of Hansenula ciferrii, 1152 nucleotides long. RefSeq names its product KH domain-containing protein. The record is from RefSeq and is a predicted model, not a curated record. The transcript has a single exon. The coding region runs from base 1 to 1152 and encodes 383 amino acids. NCBI's taxonomy places the organism in Eukaryota, Fungi, Ascomycota, Saccharomycetes, Phaffomycetales, Wickerhamomycetaceae. Gene Ontology annotation, molecular function: RNA binding.
AUGCCACCUAAGAAAAGAGGAAGACCAUCGUCAAAAAGAGAUUCAGAAGUUCCUGAAGAACAAAAUAAGCGUCCGAAAACACCAGCUGCUGAGCUACCACCAUUACCAUCCUCAAAGGGUGACACGUACAAACCAGGUCAGGAAAAAUCUAAGGAAGAGAAAGAAGAAGCAGUGCUUAAAUUGAUAGAUUCCACUACAUAUAGAUUGAAUACAGAUACACCGGGUCAAUUCCAAUUGAGAAUAUCAAUAUCCAUUACUGAAGGGAGAUAUCUAACAGGACCUGGUAAUUAUUUCACUUCAGUUGAAGGUAAAAACAUAAUUGAUAAGAUACAGAAAUUAUCAAAUGCUGUGUUAUUGGUAACAGACAUAGUGGAGGGAAGUAUAGAUAGAGAAGUGCUUGUUACUGGUGGUAUUCAAGAGAUUGCAAUUGCAGUAGCUCAUAUAAGUACAUCAUUAGCUUCCAUAUUAGAAGAUCCAACUACAGAAACUAAAUUAUCCACAACAUUGCUAAUACCAGGUAGUAUUAUUGAAAGUAUAACUCGUGCCAAAUUAACUAAAUUAAUCACUUCUAUUGAUAUAUCAUCUGUUUUCGUUCCUUUUUCAAAUUAUCAAACAGUAUAUAUUAAAGGAAGAAUUCCACAAUUGAUGCUUUCCAUUUCUACAUUGGUUAAAGAAAUUGCUAAUAUACCAAUACAAAAUCAAAUAAUAAAAGAUUUCCCACCAGAACCAUUCCCAUUAUUAGCUGUUAGAGGUGAUAAAUAUGUUAGAUCAGAAACUAAUCAAAAAUUAUUAGAUAAAAGUAAAGAAUCUUUUAUUAAAUAUCUUCACCAGGAUUUCAAAGAACAUGAUAAAAUAACAAAAACUGAUCCAAAAAUUCAUAGUCAUAAUCAAAUUGAAGAAUUUAUAAAAGAAUGUCAAAAAAAUAUCAAAUCAUUAGAUACAUUUAAACAUGUUAUUGAUGUACCAGUGGAUUCUAUUAGUAAUGUUAUUGGUCAUAAUGGGUUGAAAAUCACAGAAAUUAGAUCCAAAUCCAAUAGUAAUGUCAUUAUUGAUGAUCAUCCAAAGGAUACACAGUAUAAGAUUGUUACAAUUAGUGGGCUUUCAGAGAAUAAUUUGACUGCUUUACAAUAUUUGAAAUCGCUUAUAGUUUAA